Aspergillus ochraceoroseus IBT 24754 is the source of this 878-nucleotide messenger RNA. Its product is annotated as 60S ribosomal protein eL18. NCBI's taxonomy places the organism in Eukaryota, Fungi, Ascomycota, Eurotiomycetes, Eurotiales, Aspergillaceae. Gene Ontology annotation, biological process: translation. The transcript is spliced from 4 exons. Bases 1 to 555 code for a protein of 184 amino acids. Gene Ontology annotation, cellular component: cytosolic large ribosomal subunit; ribosome. Gene Ontology annotation, molecular function: RNA binding; structural constituent of ribosome. The record is from RefSeq and is a predicted model, not a curated record.
AUGGGUAUCGACUUGGAUCGCCACCAUGUGCGCAGCACCCAUCGCAAGGCGCCAAAGAGCGAGAACGUCUAUUUGCAGGUCUUGGUGAAGCUCUAUCGCUUCCUUGCCCGCCGCACUGAAUCAAACUUCAACAAGGUUGUGCUGCGCCGCCUGUUUAUGUCCCGUAUCAACCGCCCUCCUGUCUCGCUCUCCCGCAUCGCCUCCAACGUGACCGACUCCCACCAGGGCAAGACUGUUGUCGUGAUCGGCACAAUCACCGAUGACAACCGUCUCCUGACUGUUCCCAAGCUUUCCAUUGCUGCCCUGCGCUUCACUGCCACUGCCAGAGCCCGAAUUGAGAAGGCUGGUGGUGAGACUUUGACCCUGGAUCAACUUGCUCUCAGGGCACCUACUGGAGCAAACACACUCCUCCUCCGUGGCCCCAAGAACGCCCGGGAAGCCGUGAAACACUUCGGUUUCGGCCCUCACAGCCACAAGAAACCAUAUGUCCGAAGCAAGGGUCGGAAGUUCGAGAGAGCUCGUGGACGGAGAAGGUCUCGCGGUUUCAAGGUCUAAGGGAUUGGGAAUGCUUGUGAUUGUUUGGCAGUCGGGAUAUUCCUAGAUUAAUCGAGGCUCUGGCAUAAGACUAUGUUGUCUUUGGGAUACCUCUUCGGGCCACUACAACGCGAGUUCCUCCAUCCAGCUUGACUGUGGAGGCAAUUCACGGAAUUUCCAGUUAGAUUACGUCGAACGGAAUGAAAAAUGAAAAUGUUGUUUUGAAUGUCAUUAGUCCGAAUAAAAGACUACAGUAUUUACAAGCUUUGAUGCUUCCACUUCUUGCCUCCUUCACCUUCGAAAUAAUCGCCAGCUCUAUGACCUUCCCCACGAAUCAAGUAUUU